UCCACUUCACAGCCGCUCGUUACUACCAUUAAUCCUCUUCCUUCCUUCCUUCCUUCCUUCUGGAAUCAAUCAUCUUUCACAACCCAAAACAUUUCAAAAUCCUCUAUUAAUGGGAUUAGUUGGCCUUUGGGCGGCGAUGCCUCUAGCCUCCUUGAGUGAGUGUUUUUUCUCUCGAAAGUAGCGACGUCCUUCUUAGAUGCUGCUUGUAAACUGUAAAGGCUAUGCCUUUUACGAAAAUGAAAGUUUAAUCGUUCAAAGAACUGGAAGAACGAUCCGUCAACAUGGUCCCUUCAUUAAGAAGAAGUAAAAAAAAGCAUGUAAAUCAGGCAAUAGCAUAGCGUUGGUGCUUAGAAGUAGUAACAGUAUUUAUAACAUCCUUAAAACCCUAGUUCCACUUCAGUUUCACUGUCACUCUUCCAGUUAAACCCAACAAGGUGGCUCUCUCCACCAAAUCAAAUGCCCCUCUUUUCUCACCGCCACCCAUCCUCCUCCGCCAUCCCAACCACCAUCAAUCCCAAAACUUCAAAACCAUCGAAACCCAAUUUUAUACCUCCUUCAACCCGCUACCCUCUACCUCUUCUGGUCUUUUCACUCAUCUCCCUUCUCAUUGGACUUUCUGGCACAAUCUUCGCUAUCUCGGCGAUCCGCAGACCCAAACCUGUUCCUGUUUUUCGCUGUGGCAGAUCCGAGGACACUUUUCGAGCAUUUUAUUCGGGUUCGGGUAGAACCCGAGGUGAUGAUAACGGAGCAUUGAUUGACAGGCCUAAGCUUCUUGGGUUUGUGGGGAUUCAAACCGGGUUUGAAUCGGGUGAUCGCCGGGCUGCACUUAGAAGUACUUGGUUUCCUUCUGACCCAGAUGGACUUUUGAGGUUGGAGCAAGCUACUGGUUUAGCAUUUAGGUUUGUAAUAGGGCGCUCAAAGGAUGCAAAGAAAAUGGCCCAGCUUGAGAAAGAGGUGGAUAGGUACAGAGAUUUCAUGCUCAUAGAUGUCGAGGAAGAAUAUCUAAAGCUUCCAUACAAAACGUUGGCCUUUUUCAAGGCAGCCUUUAAGCUUUUUGAAGCAGAUUAUUAUGUCAAAGCUGAUGAUGAUAUCUAUUUGCGCCCAGAUCGCCUUGCAACUCUUCUCGCCAAGGAAAGAACCCACUCACUGACUUAUAUUGGAUGCAUGAAGAAAGGACCAGUGAUCACUGAUCCUAAAAUGAAAUGGUAUGAGAAAUCGGGACAUCUGAUUGGAAAUGAGUACUUCCUGCAUGCUUAUGGACCUAUAUAUAUUCUUUCUGCAGAGGUUGUGGCUUCAUUAGCAUCUGCUAGAAAUAACAGUUUGAGAAUGUUCAGCAAUGAGGAUGUCACCAUUGGAUCGUGGAUGCUUGCAAUGAAUGUUUAUCAUGAAGAUAACCGAGCCAUAUGUGAUCCCCGAUGCACUCCAACAUCUAUAGCAGUUUGGGAUAUUCCUAAAUGUUCUGGUUUAUGCAAUCCGGCUAGUCGGAUGAAGGAGCUUCACAAGAUUGAUAUGUGCUCUAAAAGUCCAACAUUGCCCCCUGAUGAUAGAUAGUGUCCAAUCAGCCAGAACUUAUGCUUGCAUAACACUGACGUAGCAAUAUAGGCUGUUUUUGAACAGGGUGCUGGGUUUCUGCAGGACAAGUAUCUUUCCCCAAAGAGCAAUAGGGGCUUUUGUAUUCUGCCAUUCUAUUCUCCAUGUAAAGACCGUAUAGCCAUGCAAUGCAUUAUCUUCAAGUUGCUAGAUAAGUUAAUAGCACUAUUAAAGGAGUGCUUGAUUCUUAAAACACCGAACAUGAGAAUCGAGUGUCGUUAGACACGUAGAAUACCAGCACCAUGGGAUUAUGGUCACUUGGGUCGGGAGACUCAUUUUGAGUUUGUUCUAGGAUUCAAGCGAGGGUAUCUGCCUGUACUAGUGAUCUGAUUACUGUUUUUUGGUUUGCCCAUACGAGUAUGGUGUAUAAUUUGUAUGUACUUUAAUUGUUAUAUCUCCACUGAAAUGAAAUCACACUGUUCUCUUUAA
Molecule: messenger RNA, 2019 nt
Organism: Populus euphratica (Euphrates poplar)
Lineage: Eukaryota; Viridiplantae; Streptophyta; Magnoliopsida; Malpighiales; Salicaceae
Product: Galactosyltransferase family protein
Exons: 8
Coding region: 457-1551 (364 amino acids)
Cellular component (GO): Golgi membrane
Molecular function (GO): galactosyltransferase activity
Source: RefSeq, a predicted model, not a curated record